Molecule: messenger RNA, 5687 nt
Organism: Bursaphelenchus okinawaensis
Lineage: Eukaryota; Metazoa; Nematoda; Chromadorea; Rhabditida; Aphelenchoididae
Source: the annotation of a GenBank genome assembly
AUGAAGUCCCCAAAGGUAAUCAAUUUUAUUUAUUACUAAUUUUGUUGUUUAGGGAUUACCGAAUUUGGGAAAUACUUGUUUUUUCAACUCGGUCACGCAAUGUAUUCUUCAAACUCAGACCUUGGAAUAUUAUAUAGAAGAAGUUCAACAGAUAAACAAGCUUGUGGUGCCAAAGAACUGUGUUGUAAGCAUUCAUGAAGUCAAAGUGGAUGUAAAAGCAGUCACGAUUCCGUUACCUGAAAUUCCAACGCCUUUUAUUAACGCGUUUUCUAAUUUUCUGGCUGAAUUCAGAUGUGGAAGGUCGCCAAAUCCUUUGAUCGUGUUCAAUGAGGUUUCAAGAAAGUAAGCUACCAUAAAUAUUUAUUUAUUUUGUUUUAGAGUUCCAAGAUUCCGAGGCUGGCAUCAACAAGAUUCUCACGAACUUCUGAGAUACCUGCUAGAUGGCUUGAGAAGCGAGGAGAUUGAACGGUUCAAGCAAGGCAUUGACGAGUACUACGAGAAGCAUCCUUUUAUAACGAAUGAUUUGAAUUUGUACAAAAAAGGUAGGGUUUUAUUGUUCAUUAGGGUUUACCAUUGUAUGAUUUUAACUUUACGUAUUUUAACGUAAUAUUAUGUUAGUCAAAAAGUUUAUCUAAUGAUUAUCUUGUCGUUACAAUGUAGUCUUUUUGUAGAUUUUUAUCAAAAUUCAGUAGCUAUCUAAAUGGUUUUACAUUUUCAGCUGUUUUGAAGUUUGCUGGAGUACCUUUGUUGGAUUCUGUAUUUGGAGGCACUCUUCUCCAGACGAUCAAAUGCUCUGAAUGCAAGCAUGUCAGUAGCAUAUUCGAGAUGUUCUUGGAUCUGUCGCUGCCGAUCUUCCGCGACGAUUGCAACCAAAAGAAAGACAAAUCCAAGUUGAGCAAACAUCAGAAGAAGAAGGAACAAAAGGCAAAGAGAAAGGUGGGUUACACUGGUCUAGUGGUAUAAUAUCGUGUAGGUCCGAGAGAGCAAGAAGUUACAAUCCGAAGAGGCGGCUGAAGAAGAUUCUGCGGAGUGUUGUUCAAAGGCCGAGGACGAAGAGCAAAACAAUGAUUCAGAUGAGGAGAACGAGAAUGGAAACGAGGUGUUGAACGACGAGAGUAAGCGCCACAUUAUUUGCUUUAGUAGUUUCAGAAGAGAACUGCAACGGGUUGGAACAGCUCCGUCUUGAUGAUUCGACUAACGACUGUCUCACGGUGCUGCUGGAGGAGAACGGCAACGAUCAUUGUACUGGAGUGUUACUGGCGUUGAAACGGUACUUUGAUGUGGACGUUCUUUCUGAAGCUGAUGCCUACGAGUGCGAGAACUGCUGCGCAAACUUCAAUAAGAAGGUAUUUUGAUGUGUUUACACUAAUUCUUUGUUGGACUUGUGAAUUUGAAAUUGAGGUUUUACAUUUUUGUAAGUUACAUUGUAAUUGUACUUUCAGGUUAAUAAGGGCAAGAGGAAAACCGUAAUAUCAGACAAAAGGUACCUAAUAUUCAGUCCGCCGCCAAUACUAACGUUGCAUUUGAAACGAUUUGAACAGGUAAGAGACUUUUAGAUGACAUUAAAGUGACAUUUAGUAACACGAUUUUGUUCAGGUACCUAAUUGUGCCUUUUCAGAUUUUUUGAACUGCAGCUAAAGAAAGAAAUCAUACUAAUAAUAUAAUUUUAGACACACACUUUCAACAGAACUACCUCGUCCAAAAUUGGAGGUCAUAUCGAAUUCCCAAUGGUACUCAACUUGGCUCCAUACUGCGUAAAGUCGAAGGAGGUGAGUCAGCAAUAUUAAUUGGAAACAAUUUCAUUGUGGUUCAGAGAGUGAUUCCCGACCAGAAGCGGAUCCUUUAUUCACUGUAUGGCGUGGUUUGUCAUAGUGGAAACUUGUCUAGUGGCCAUUAUAUUGCCUAUGUCAGGGCUCGGAAAGAGUUGCCGUUCUUGAAAAACUUUUUCCUGCAAGCCAAGGAGAACUUCAGCGAUGCUGCGAGACUGGGAGACUUGGUUUCAUACCUAAACUUGAAGAAGGAACUUACGGAAACUCCGAUCUUGACUCCAUCCGAGUUCGAAGCCGAGGAAACGAUAAAACUACUGGAUUCGACAUCUCGAUGGUUCUAUUGUAGUGACUCGAAUGUGACAGUUGCUUCAGCUCAGCAAGUCCGUUCUUGUGAGGCGUAUCUGCUCUUUUACGAACGAGUUUUCUGAGCAAUGCCGACCCCGAUCACCAGAAGGCGUACGAUCUUUGAUCCGCGCACUCCUCCUUAGCCACAGUCUUUCGUCUUUUCUAAUCCGGUGAAAGUUUUGUUCAAUUUGAAAGUGUUGUUCAAUUCUUGAAGCUUUCGCUUCGGCUCAAAACACUUUAUCAGUGUGCUCAGUAAUUGUUGUUGUGAAAUAAACUAAACUCGAAUUGAUUGGCUUUAUUCGGGGCUCGGUGAUUGCCCAUCAGUUAUUUAUGUUGCCCCGUUUUUGAAUUAGUUCACGAUAGAUUUAGAACGAUGGAUGUUGGUGUAAACAGAGUUUCAAAGCAUUUUUGAGACAAAUUUUUAAGAUAAUUAUGGGUUUCUGUGAGUAUCAAAAAAUGGACGCGUUGCAACUAUUGAUUGCGCCGUGAUUUUCGGAUUUGAAAGUCGAAAAAACAAAAAAUAGAAAUAAGGCUUUACAGCAGGUGUAGCGUCUCCCCGUUAUCAGUACAGUAAAGACAUGUUUUGCGACGCAUAUAAUUUAAUUGAAUUCCUCUCCUUUCGUUGCAGGUCAAUGUCCAUUCUGAUAUAGCGCCCGUUGGAAAUGCGUGAAAACAGCGGUGCUUAUCAAUUGGUGGGUUCGUAUGACUGCCUUAUAAGAGCUUUAUCUCAGUCAUCUCUUGUUUUGUGGUUGUCAAGUUGACCUUUGAUUGUACUCGCUUUGCUUGUUUCCCUGACCCACAUAUUAUAUUAUACUUGCUGUUUCAGUGGAUGUGAACGGAAAAUGGGUGUAUCUAGUCAACUGGUGGAUCUCGCCAUCAUCCUGGUCCUUUGUGUCAUAUUCUUUCAGUACGGCAACUGGUUUAGCAUUACAGUAAUCUGUCUUUUGUUUCGUUACUUCUCUUCAGAUAUCGGAAAACGGGGUUUGAAAACAUUGCCAAGGGAUCUCAAGUAAGUGUUGUAAUGUAAAAGUGUUUUAGAACUGUUAAAGAGUUAUUAUUUUUUGAGACAAAUCUGAUUUAUCACGUUUUUGGAUGAUAGUCAGUUUAAAAUUGUGGUUUGUGGCUCUAAAAAUUCUGAUUAUAAUGAUGAUAAUAUCACUUUCAGGGGCCUGGGCCUUCUCUUUCGUGUAAAAUGGACAAUGUAUCAGGGAUUCAAGAGGAAUAAACCUCUGCAUUAUUACUUUCUGGAUAAAGUAGACGAACAUCCGAAUAAAGAAUGUGUAGUUGAAGUCGAAAGUGGUCGAACAUUCACUUUCAAAGAGUUGAAUGAGUUGUCUAACAAGUACGCCAAUGCUUACCAGGUAAGAAAGCAAGUUUUAAAACGCAGUAAAAUAUUAUUUUUUAAAAUAACGCGUUUUGUUUGUUAAUAACAAUUUUCUUGAUAUUAUUAUAGCAUAAAGAGUCUUCAUAGUUAAGAUAAAGUAGACUUAUUCAGAAGUUGUCAUCGGAAAACAAUGUUGCUUUAUUCCUGGAGAAUUCAGCCGACUUUUUUGCUAUUUGGCUUGGCUUGAGCAAGAUUGGAGUAGUGACAGCCUGGAUCAACUCCAACUUGAAGGCUGAACCAUUAGCUCACUCAAUCAAAGUUGCCAACACUAACAUUGUGGUAACAUCCAACUCUCUUCUCCCUAGUAAGUCAACUAUUCCUUGUUUAGAUUGCUGUUUCAGCUUUGUUGAGUACCAUCGACAAGGGAUUGUUACCUAAAGACUUGGUCAUUUAUACUAUCAACAAGCCAGAAAAGAAUGGCAACUCAAAGUCACUGCAAGAUCUCCUUAAAAACUCGAAAGAGCCAGAGGCUAAUACGGAUUUGAACUUCCAAAGUAAGAUCUUACUUUGGUACUACAAUAUUAUUUAUAAUCAGAAUGUCUUUUGUUGGAUUUUAGGUAUAAAUUGUUAAUUAACUGUUUUGCAGGUGUACUGUGUUACAUUUACACAAGUGGGACUACUGGUAACCCGAAACCUGCCAUUAUCAAGCACUUCCGGUACUUUUUCAUAGCUAUGGGUAGUGGAAAGUCAUUUGGGGUAAGACCUGACGACAGAAUCUACAUCACCAUGCCGAUGUAUCACUCAGCAGCUGGUAUCUUGGGCAUCGGUCAGGUUCUGGUUCUAGGUAUGUUUUACAAAGAUAACAUUGAAUGACUACUUUAUUCUUGCACGUCUUGACACAUUGUGUACUGUAUCUUUAUUUUUUGAAAUGUAAUUUGAUCGUCUGAUAAGAAGUGAAACUUUUUGUUUAUCGACUGUUUCAGGAGCAACUGCUGUUAUCAGGAAGAAGUUCUCAGCCCGAAACUUUUGGAUCGACGCGAAAGAACACAAGUGUACAGCUAGUCAGUACAUCGGCGAGAUAUGCAGAUACCUACUAGCUCAGCCAAAGGCCACCGUGGAACGACAACAUAACAUCAGAUUGAUGUACGGAAACGGUCUUCGCCCUGAGAUCUGGAAGGAGUUCGUUUCCCGUUUUGGAAUCAAGAAGAUCGGAGAAUUGUACGGAAGCACUGAAGGCAACUCCAACAUCGUCAACAUCAACAACCACAUGGGGUCGUGUGGGUUCUUUCCCAUAUACCCCUUCUUGACGGCACUGUACCCAGUCAGGCUGGUGAAGGUGGAUCCAGAGACCGGAGAGCUGAUUCGAGAUGAGAAUGGUCUUUGUGUAUCGUGCAGGCCCGGUGAUACUGGCGAAAUGGUGGGCAUGAUCAAGAAGAACGACCCCUUGCUCAGGUUCGAAGGCUAUGUCAACAAGGAAGACACUGAUAAGAAAGUCAUAAGGGACGUCACGAAGAAGGGUGACGCCGUCUUCUCCAGUGGUGACAUCUUGUACUGGGACAAAUACGGUUAUCUCUACUUCAAGGUAAGUUGUUUGUUGACUAGACAUUGUUGAUGUUUUCUGGUGUUUGAGCUUUUUUCUGACUUUAUAUUUUGUUUUGACCCAAAAUGUUUAAAAAGUUCAAAAUUCAAAGGGUUUUUGUUGUAAUUAAAGAAUCAUGAUUUAGGACCGUCGUGGUGACACCUAUCGAUGGAGAGGCGAAAACGUGAGUACGAUGGAAGUGGAAGGUGUUCUCCAGCCAAUCAUGCAAAUUCAGAAUGCUACCGUGUUCGGAGUUGAAGUUCAAGGUCGUGAAGGCCGUGCUGGUAUGAUCGGGACUACCCUCAAUGCCAAUGUCGAUGUUGAAGUGAGUUGUUUAGCUUUAAUGUGAUAUCCACUGAAUUAGGAAAAUUACUUUUUCUAAUAUCCGUUAACUUUACUGUUUAUGCAGAAGUUCAUCGAGGAAGCAGCCAGCCGUCUGAAGGAGAAUCUCGCUGCCUACGCGAUUCCAGUAUUUCUAAGGAUUUGCAAAGAAGUUGAGACUACAGGAACUUUCAAGUUGAAGAAAACAAACCUCCAGAAGGACGGAUUCGACCCAGAAAAGUGCGGCAACGACCCCUUGUUCUACUACGACUACUCCGCCGGAACUUACAAAGCCCUGGAUAGGUUAAUGUACGAUAAGAUACAGAGCGGAGCGUACUCGAAUAUCUAG